Molecule: messenger RNA, 2187 nt
Organism: Hyla sarda
Lineage: Eukaryota; Metazoa; Chordata; Amphibia; Anura; Hylidae
Product: protein starmaker-like
Exons: 2
Coding region: 1-2187 (728 amino acids)
Source: RefSeq, a predicted model, not a curated record
AUGGUGGGGAUGAUAGUAAUGAUGGACGGGAUGAUAGAUGAUGAGGAUAAUAGUGAUGAGGAUGACAGUGAAUUAUAUAAUAGGGAUGAUGAGGAUGAUAGUGAAUUAUAUAAUAGGGAUGAUGAGGAUGAUAGUGAAUUGUAUAAUAAGGAUGAUGAGGAUGAUAGUGAAUUAUAUAAUAGGGAUGAUGAGGAUGAUAGUGAAUUGUAUAAUAAGGAUGAUGAGGAUGAUAGUGAAUUAUAUGAUAGGGAUGAUGAGGAUGAUAGUGAAUUAUAUGAUAGGGAUGAUGAGAAUGAUAGUGAAUUAUAUGAUAGGGAUGAUGAGGAUGAUAGUGAAUUAUAUGAUAGGGAUGAUGAGGAUGAUAGUGAAUUAUAUAAGGAUGAUGAGGAUGAUAGUGAAUUAUAUGAUAGGGAUGUUGAGGAUGAUAGUGAAUUAUAUAAGAAUGAUGAGGAUGAUAGUGAAUUACAUGAUAGGGAUGAUGAGGAUGAUAGUAAUGAUGGUGGGGAUAAUAGUGAUGAUGGUGAGGGUAGUGAAGAUGAGGAUGGCAGUAAUGAUGAUGAUGAUGAUGAUGGUGAUAUUGAUGAGGAUAAUAGUGAUGAGGAUGAUAGUGAAUUAUAUGAUAAGGAUGAUGAGGAUGAUAGUGAAUUAUAUAAUAGGGAUGAUGAGGAUGAUAGUGAAUUAUAUAAUAGGGAUGAUGAGGAUGAUAGUGAAUUCUAUAAUAGGGAUGAUGAGGAUGAUAGUGAAUUAUAUGAUAGGGAUGAUGAGGAUGAUAGUGAAUUAUAUGAUAGGGAUGAUGAGGAUGAUAGUGAAUUAUAUGAUAGGGAUGAUGAGGAUGAUAGUGAAUUAUAUGAUAGGGAUGAUGAGGAUGAUAGUGAAUUAUAUGAUAGGGAUGAUGAGGAUGAUAGUGAAUUAUAUGAUAAGGAUGAUGAGGAUGAUAGUGAAUUGUAUGAUAGGGAUGUUGAGGAUGAUAGUGAAUUAUAUAAGAAUGAUGAGGAUGAUAGUGAAUUACAUGAUAGGGAUGAUGAGGAUGAUAAUGAUGGUGGGGAUGAUAGUGAUGAUGGUGAGGGUAGUGAAGAUGAGGAUGGCAGUAAUGAUGAUGAUGAUGAUGGUGAUAUUGAUGAGGAUAAUAGUGAUGAGGAUGAUAGUGAAUUAUAUGAUAAGGAUGAUGAGGAUGAUAGUGAAUUAUAUAAUAGGGAUGAUGAGGAUGAUAGUGAAUUAUAUGAUAGGGAUGAUGAGGAUGAUAGUGAAUUAUAUGAUAGGGAUGAUGAGGAUGAUAGUGAAUUAUAUAAUAGGGAUGAUGAGGAUGAUAGUGAAUUAUAUGAUAAGGAUGAUGAGGAUGAUAGUGAAUUAUAUAAGGAUGAUGAGGAUGAUAGUGAAUUACAUGAUAGGGAUGAUGAGGAUGAUAGUGAAUUAUAUAAUAGGGAUGAUGAGGAUGAAAGUGAAUUAUAUAAUAGGGAUGAUGAGGAUGAUAGUGAAUUAUAUAAUAGGGAUGAUGGGGAUGAUAGUGAAUUAUAUAAUAGGGAUGAUGGGGAUGAUAGUGAAUUAUAUAAUAGGGAUGGUGAGGAUGAUAGUGAAUUAUAUAAGGAUGAUGAUGGUGAUAGUGAAUUAUAUGAUAGGGAUGAUGGGGAUGAUAGUGAAUUAUAUAAGGAUGAUGAGGAUGAUAGUGAAUUACAUGAUAGGGAUGAUGAGGAUGAUAGUGAAUUAUAUAAUAGGGAUGAUGAGGAUGAUAGUGAAUUAUAUGAUAAGGAUGAUGGGGAUGAUAGUGAAUUAUAUGAUAGGGAUGAUGAGGAUGAUAGUGAAUUAUAUAAUAGGGAUGAUGGGGAUGAUAGUGAAUUAUAUAAGGAUGAUGAUGGUGAUAGUGAAUUAUAUGAUAGGGAUGAUGGGGAUGAUAGUGAAUUAUAUAAGGAUGAUGAGGAUGAUAGUGAAUUAUAUAAUAGGGAUGAUGAGGAUGAUAGUGAAUUAUAUAAUAGGGAUGAUGAGGAUGAUAGUGAAUUAAAUGAUAAGGAUGAUGAGGAUGAUAGUGAAUUACAUGAUAAGGAUGAUGACAAUUAUAGUAGUGCUGAUGAUGAGGAUGAUGAUAGUGAGGGUCAAAAUAGUAAUGAUAGUGAAGAUGAGGAUGAUAGUGAUGAUUAUAAUAAUCCCCAACCUCUGGCUCCCAUCAUGCUCUGGCAGCCCACAUCUUCAUGA